AUGUGUUUUCCAACGGAGGAGGGUGGAGUGGGGGUGAGGUCUUUGGAGGACAUGGUCAAGGCCUUCUCUUGUAAGCUGUGGUGGAGACUGAGGCAGAGAAGAUCUAUCUGGGCGGAUUAUAUGUUUUCAAAGUAUAUAGGGGAUCAGCACCCGCUUCAAGCGGUAGCAGCCAGACCAAAAGGGACAUGGAAGCGUCUUAUUGGGAUACGCGAGAUGGCUGAGGCUAGCAUUUCGUGGAGCCUAGGCCCGAGUAUGGUAGAUUUCUGGUUGGACACCUGGUGCGAGCUGGGUCCUCUCAGUUCAUUGGUGGCAGCAGAUAGUGUCCGUCAACAUUUCUUGGUGGCAGAAUUUUUGGGGCGGGAAGAGUGGAACAAGGAGCGCCUCCGGCAGUGGUUACCGGAGCACCUCAUGGAGACGGUAGUUGACAUACCCUUUGACCUGGAGGGCCAGGAUCAAAUCGUGUGGUCACCAUCGUCUUCGGCAGGGUUCUUACUUAGCUCAGCUUGGGAGCGAUGCCGAAAGCGCCGAGAAGAGGAAUCGGUGCUCCACCUCUUUGUCAAUGGCCCUGUGGCAAGGGAGGUUUGGGGGCACUUUGGGAGCAGGUUUGGAGUCGGUCGCCGACCAAUUGAGGGGAUGGAGAGUCUGUGGAAGAAAUGGGCUGCAUCACGCCCACGCCUGCCGGUCUCUCAUAUCAGAUGUAUCCUUCCGGAUAUGGGACGAGCGGGGAGGCUGAUGAAGGCGCAGUUCUAUGGUGACAUGGAGGACACUUGGGCACUGCUGGCUCGUUCGGCCAAUCGUCAACGGCGGCCGAUUGUGGUUGUCUGGACCAAGCCCCCAGCUCAUCAGAGCAAAUUGAACACAGAUGCCAGCGUGGUCAAUGGCAGGGCGGCUGGAGGAGGAGUACUGCGAGACUCAGAUGGUAGGCUCAUCUUCGCGUUUUACAAGGAGUUUGGGGAGACGGGGGUUCUGGAGGCCGAGGCGAUGGCAUUACAGGAAGGGUUGCGGGAGUGUGUGGCACGGGGGGUUCAGGGGGUGUUGGGGGAAGUGGACUCGGUGGUUCUUGUUUCUCUUGUCAACUCGUCGGCGUUGGGGGGUGGGCGCAUUGCAAUCUGCUGCGUCGAACUCGUCGCCUACUGA
Coffea arabica (coffee) is the source of this 1137-nucleotide messenger RNA. The record is from RefSeq and is a predicted model, not a curated record. Lineage: Eukaryota; Viridiplantae; Streptophyta; Magnoliopsida; Gentianales; Rubiaceae.